UGACAGUGGACUAGAUGAUUUGGCGUGCUACAUGCCAAUAUUAAGCGUGGUAUUUUAUUUGUUAUUUUUUUAUGACCUCAAAUAGUUGGCAGAGCUUUUGAAGCCCUGGCCGUUUAAUGUCAAGCGCGAAGCGUCUGGAGAGCCGGUGGCACAGCAGCAACUUUACCCCCGCUGGAAUCUCCAUUAUGAAGCUCCCCCCGAAUCGGAAAUAAUGAUUGGAAUAACAACUCUGACAACAAUGACGCCAAGUUGCCUUGAGUGUCGUUGAAACUGUCAAAGGUGGCGUGCUGAGUUAAGCGUGUGACCCAGCACACAUUAGUGGGAACGAACCCCGUGUACGGCCGCGCGCGGAGACAUCAUAUCCGUAUUAAAAGCGAAAAUAAUCCCGAGGUAAGGAGCCGAGGAGUGGUCGAAGAGCGAGCGACCGUGCGUUUCUCCUGAUUUUCCUCCGCUUCGGGUCGCUUCUCUCCCAAAGUGGCCGGCAGACGUCGAAAUUACUGCCCAUAUUAUAAUUUGGUGGCUCCCUUAAGAUCCAGCCAGCGCAAGGAUUUUUUUUUCCUGCUUCUCCUCCUUCGUUAUAAAGUCGCCAUUUUGCUUCAGUGCCUGUAUAAACCAUCCGGUAUUCCAAUAUUUUUCCUCAAGGACUCGAGGAUUUACGCAUCUUUUCUGACUAUUUUUGGAGUGUUUAACGGCAAGCUUGGAUCGAUGCCUUGUGGAAAAUACAUAUUAAUGCCUCAAAGGAAGGGGGCACGAUCAGGCUAAAUCUCCUGGAUUGUUGUGGUAUUUUUUUUAACCUACACGCAAUUUGUCAUUUUUACUUCGUUUCACCCCCGUUUCAAGUGGGGGCAGGACGACGGCAAUCACCCGUCAGCAGCGUUUCGACCAGCCCUUGACACACAGCAGGUGGGAUUGCGAUGUAACAAAACAUUGGCGGAUAAACGCCCAAUACGGUGCCUGUCUCCGGACCCCCUCCUCGCCCACCGGGCUAGCUGACCUGGGGCCAGCCGGCUGUGAGCUGUGGUUCAGCGGCCAACGCCUCAGGCAUGGAAAACCCCAGUGGUACUAGGCUUGGGAAGCUUUCGACAUCGGUGCUGCCAAGGGGACGGACCUCCAAGCAUGGACAUCCCCAGGAGCCUGUUAGAAGUGUGCCAUGCCUUGAAAACAACAUCAAACACACGUCUGUGUGUGAUGAGACCGCAGAGGGGAAGAGGAAAGGUCGUCCUAAAGCAGAUGAGCAGGAACUGAGAAACAUCCCUGCCCACUUGAUAGUACAGUGGAAGGAAGAGUUUAAGCGCCGUUCCAGAGUUAAAUGUCCCUGUUCAGGCUGUUGGUUAGAGUUUCCCAGCAUCUAUGGCGUAAAGUACCACUAUCAACGCUGCCAGGGGACCAUAGUCGCUGAGAAGCAGAGCCACUGCUGUCUAUAUUGUGACACAGUGUUUGCAACAAAGGUGCGACUACAGAAGCACAUGCUUUGGAACCACCCAGACAGGGUUAGCUUGGAGUCAAAGGAUGAGCAUCUUAAUAAGGUUCAGAAAACCCCUGUCAAGUCCAAUACCGUUAAAAGGCCCCUGGAUAACAACCCUCCAUCCCCAGUGUUCUUCAAAGUCAAAAAGACGCUGGAGGCAUCUACCCCCUCUCACAAUGGAGAGCUGACCCACCAGAGGAGCGAGAGGAAACAGCACAGCCAGCCGUCACUGCAGAGUCACCAGUCGCAGUCAGCCCAGCCUCAGUUUGAGCAAUCGCGUUCCCAAAGCACAUCCUCUGACGCAGGGGGUAGUGAAAGCGAAUGUGGCAGCCUACCGCCAUCGUAUCCUGAUGAAGACCCAGAACGAAUGAAACACAGGCGGAAGCAGAAAACACCGAAGAAGUUCACUGGAGAGCAGCCUUCAAUCUCUGGAACGUUUGGAUUGAAAGGUAUGACUAAAGUGGAGGAGAAGCUGAAGGCAAGCCGCAUCAAGAGACCAGACAGGAGUGCAUUUAGCGAGGAGCCUCACAGAAGAACGGCUUCAAAUCAGUCCUUCACUAAACACGCAGCCAGCACCAGUUCAGGUACAGUUCCUGACAUUCAGUGGCAGAAAGCCAUUUCAGAGCGAGGGGAAGUGGUGUGCCCCACUUGCUCCAUCGUCACCCGAAAAACAAUCCACGGCCUGAAGAAACACAUGGAGAUUUGCCAGAAGCUUCAAGAGGCCCUGAGGUGCCAACAGUGCCACAAACAGUUCAAAUCCAAGGCAGGACUCAACUACCACACCAUGGCAGAACACAACUCCAAGUCAUCGAGGAGUGAAGGCCAGAUGGACGACGAGCAUGAGGAGAGAGAACGACUUUGUCGAAUACUUAAACAGAUGGGUAGAAUCAAAUGUCCUAGUGAGGGCUGUUCAGCUCACUUCUCCAGUCUAAUGGGCUACCAGUACCACCAGAAGCGUUGUGGACGUGAGUUCUCUGAUGCUGAGAAAGCCAGGUUUUUGUGCCAGCACUGUGAAAAAACAUAUCGCUCCAAGGCUGGCAGAGACUACCACGUACGUACUGAGCACCCCCCAACCAUCAAGUCGACUACGACAACCACCACCACCAACAACAAAGACAAUAGGACCGACACCACCACCAACAACAACAGUGGCAAAGAGAGGGUCACCUUUGAGAAGUUUUCAGCCAUGAAAAGAGAGCAAAGCCAGCCGGAAUGGCAUGUAAAAACACAGUUGCAUCGGGAGAAGGACAAGGUUAAAGACGAAGGCAGUCAAGUGAAGAACAGAGUCAAGGAAAAGGCAGCACAAAAUCAAAGCCUUCCCGAGGAUUUUGAACGGACACCUAGUGGCAGAGUGAGGCGGCGCUCAGCUCAAGUGGCAGUGUUUCACCUGCAGGAGAUUGCAGAAGACGAGCUCGCCAAAGACUGGGGUACCAAGCGUCGUAUCAAGGAUGACCUGGUGCCUGACAGCAAAAGGCUAAACUACACCCGCCCAGGCCUUCCCAACUUCAGCAGGGAGCUUCUAGAGACCUGGAAGACUCAAGUCAAGGAAAAUGGCUUCAUCUGCUGCAUCAAUGAAAACUGCGAGGCUGUCUAUUCCAGUGUAUCUGGACUAAAAGCCCAUCUUGCAAACUGUAGCCAGGGAGGUGGAGAACUGGCAAAAUACACGUGUCUGAUCUGUCAGAAGGAGUUUAAUUCAGAGAGUGGAGUCAAGUAUCACAUAAGCAAGACACACUCACAGAAUUGGUUCCGUGCAUCAGACGGUGAAGGGAUUUCUAGCAGCAAGAAUAAAGCACUGGAUUAUGACGGCAUUAGAGAAGAGGUGAGGAACGGUGCCACCGCUGGCAAAAAGAGAGGUCGCAAGCCCAAAGAGCGACUCCCUGCUCCUCUCCAAGCACAGACUGAAGAAGCCAACGUCAAUCAGUACUCAGCGAUUGACUCCACCCCGUCCUCUGACUCAACGCAGUCACCCGCGCAUAGCCCUGACUUUACGGACAUUACCGAUCCAGAUCCGAGCCAACAGCUCAACGGUUCCACCGCGCGACAAAGCAAACCUAAAAAGUUUUCGCUGUCUGAGUAGCUGUUUUUUAUUUUGCUAACAAAACAACUGCUCCAGCAGAUGUGAUUGAACUUUGUGAGAACCGAGCGCUGAGGAAACAAAAAUUGUGGCUGCAGGUUCUGGAAAGUACAAACGUAAACAGUAUGUUUUUUUUCCCCCCCCAUUCCAGUUAUCUCCUUUUAAGGCACCCACUUUAGUUCCCGCACUCAGCGGGAUUUUCCCAAAAUGAAAUCAAAGACUUCAGCAAUGUUGCCUUUCACAGCAACACAUUUUUCUCCUAGCAUGGUAACGUCAUGUGCAUUUGCAUUUCUUUCACAGUUCUACUCUGUACAUAAACACUUAGUAUAUAGCUAUAUACUCCAAGCAAUGAUGCCGUCACAUUUAUACAUCUAACAAAACCAUCAUUGAUCAUGUGUGUUAGGAAUGUUUUGUGUUACAUGUUUAUCAGACUUUUUUUUUUAACCAAUGAAGCAAAUCACUUUUAAGCUAUUUUGCCCUAAACUAUUUUGUUGAAUUUUGUCUGUGUACCACUUGAAGGGUAUAUCUGCUUUGAAACUCAUAAUUAAUUCAUUAUUAGUAAGCAGAAAUUCUAAUAGGGAUUGUUUUUUUCUAUAUAGUGUCAAUUUAAUCAAUUUCAACAGAAAAUGAAAAAGCUUGAAAUACUGUCACUAAUGUCAGACUGGCAAAGCUGAAGAAAAUUCUUAUGAAGAUGGUUGCACUGUUGCAGCACAAUCAAGUAAGGUAAAAAUUGUUUUUGUUUUUUUAAAGAAGCCGUAUUUUGGCUUUUACUUUAUCCUAAAGAGAUCAGACUCGAAUGAAAAUGCUAUCUUUUGUAGAGGUUUAGGAGAGUGAGCUUUUAUCAUUGCAAAUCAUGAUUCACAUAUAAUAAUAUAUAUGAACUUACACCUGGAUGUUCAAAGAUAUUGCAUUGCACUUUAACCCUUGUCGUUCCCCUCUUGUGAUUUUGCACUCUGAGAAAGUACUUAUGUAACCUAGUCGCUGUCACACAGGAACAAAGAUAUUUUAUUCUCGGGACAGACUUUUAGAUUCUAUUUACGGAUAAUGGGCACCUCUGUGAUCACGUCGAGCAUGACUAUAAAGUUUUAACCCACCGCACAAAGCCAUAAUUGCCACCUCCUGUAAUGAUAGUUUUAGAUUGAGUUUUCAAAGAAAUAUGAAUCCCAUGUUAUCAAAUUACCACAUCUGAUGUGUGCAAAAAUCUGAAGUGUGCAAUCAGAGAAUAGCAGCGUAGAUAGUACUUGAAUCCACUGUUUUAUUAAUGAAGUGAGCAAAUGAGAAAUCCAGAAAAGUAGAUGACGCAUGUGUAGAAAUCUAGGUCGCGCUCUUGCCAACUUGUUUCUUAAACGAUUCGAGACAACUCAGCGGGUCCGCUAAAGGCCGUCAGCGCCGUCACUUCAAUCAGGCCGGUCACGUCUGAUUCAUAGCGUGAUUAGGAUAUAUAUUGACACACCUGACCUUUUUUUAUAGUGCGAAGCUCAGAUGUUUCUCCAUUUUUAAUCAAGGUGGAGAUGAUUAUGCAUGUCCGUUUCUCUCCUGAUGGGAUGGACUACCUUCUACUAUCCAGGUUUAUCCAGUGAAGAUUUAUUAGACAAGCACUGAUUCAUUUCCAUCAGAGUCGAGUCGAGAAUAUGUGCGUGUGUGUAACAUUUAGCAACUUUGUAAUGACCAGGAAAUGAAGAAUCUGUAAUGCUUUCUGUUGAGUGUUAUGAACUGGCACAGAAUCAAUUGCUUGUUACUUGUCAUUAUUAGCGUCCCAUUUUCCGGGCAAGCUUUGGUUUUCCGAUAUGAUAGUUUAGCGCCGCUUUUACCUGGGUAUUUUAUCACGCCCUUUACUAUCAGUCUUCCUAUGGUAUGGAAAACGCCUAUGUAUCACGCCGUGUGCGCUAACUGCAACAUGUUUAGAGAGUAAAGCAAUACACCAUAUUUAGCUGAGUUUGUGUGCUUGCUUAUAUUUUGAUAUUGACGUCUUCACACAAUUGUAUGGCUUUUUCUCAAUUACCAACUUAGUUUGUUUGCUCUGAAAGUGCUUUUUUUACCACAUAUAUCGUAUGCUUAUUUGUCUGCAUACACUGUUAUUUUGCCAUUUUUGAUUACUCUAAGAAAGUUUUUUUUUUUUUUUUUUUUAAAUACAUCAUGACAAAUACAUAGGGAUUGUCCUUUAUUCUUAUUCAAUAUGGGACAACGAGGCAUAUGUACAUGUGUUUGUUUCAGUAUUUUGUGCACUUACUAUACCAUGAAAUAGGCUUGAAAUACGAGUGUUGUUUGAGCUUUCUAGUGAUCUGGACUGUGUGUGGUGUGACUUUUCUUGCCGGACAACAGCAGACUCAAGUGUCUUCCCUUUGUUGUUUCCUAAAAAUGAGGCGACUUUCCGCAAAUCCGGUCAAGACCGUCUCAGAAAUAUACACCUUUAUUUGUACGCUACCUACUUUUAGAAUAGUAAAAGACAUCGGCUUAUGUCGCAGGUGUCAUUAUAUUGGUUGAGAGUUUUAAGAGAUGGUGUUGUAGCUCACAAUGGUGAAGUAGUAACAAUAUCUGAAAUAAAGCUGUGUUGUAUCUAACAGAAGAGGCUUUCUCCCUCCUGUGAGUCUGGACUGCUAACAGUUUUCUUCCAAAUGUAUUGUAUGAAUUGUUCAUUAUCCCUCAACUAAUUAAUAAAGAUUUGUUGAAGAAAAA
Messenger RNA from Syngnathus acus (greater pipefish), 6215 nucleotides. It is a transcript of the gene znf512b, whose product is annotated as zinc finger protein 512B. Gene Ontology annotation, molecular function: zinc ion binding. Bases 1044 to 3542 code for a protein of 832 amino acids. The transcript has 17 exons. NCBI's taxonomy places the organism in Eukaryota, Metazoa, Chordata, Actinopteri, Syngnathiformes, Syngnathidae. The record is from RefSeq and is a predicted model, not a curated record.